UUCAACACCUAACCUUCAAAACCUAUCCAUAUUUCCUAACUCAAACACACAUGGAACAAAAUUGUCCGUAGUCAUGAUAAGCAUAACAAAUAACGAAGCACACAAUCCGAACCUGAGCAACCACUACUUCUCCUCGUUAAUCUCUCCAUACAUAUUACUCAGAAUUCUAACCGAAAAUACAUUAAUAGCCCUCCAAUGGGAAGCGAUAUUCGUUCACGCCUUCUUUAAUCUGAAUAAUAUCACGAGAAAGAUAUUACCGACUAUUAAAGGAGAAACUUUCCCGCAAUUAAAACGGCCGGAGGAAACAAUUAGUGAGUCGUGUUGGGAAAAGAUAAACAUCGGGAAUGUAGAGAAUCUGAAGACAGUGGAGCAAGCUGGAAAAAAGAAACGCACUGGAAAGAAACUUCAUCGGCCUGUGGAGAAAACACGGAUGGACCAAGCAGGAAAAGCACAACGCGAAGCGGAAGAAAAGGAACGUUUGCGUAAAUGGGAAGAAUGCUGGCAAAAAAAGUUUGAGGCUCAAGAAGAACGCGAUAAUGCCGAAUGUUGCGCGGGCAAAGAUUUAUGCGUGAAACCCAGAACACAAUCGAACAUUUGGAUCAAUGUAACUAAGGAUCGAUCCCUUCAAGAAAUACAUAUGUUCAUCAAGCACGUUCCAGUUCCAAAGCCAAAGCCUCCGCCUCUGCCACCGCCGAAAAUACAAAAGACUCCGAUUAUUUCACCAAUGGAAAGAAUCGUGAAGCAAAGAGUUGACAAAAUGAGCGGUACGGACAAGAAGAUGAAGAAGGAGAAGAAGAAGAAGUAGCAGUAAAUGAAUCCGACAAUAAGCGAUUCCUUUGCGAUCACUUUGCUCGAAUAUCUUUCCUUUACAUUCUUCUUCGCUACGCAAAAGAUACGUAUUUCUCUGUUUGUCGAGGCAUUUGUAAAAAUACAUCAGAGACCAUGGCGAGGAUGGCGUCGUGACACGUUAUUCUCGUCGUUCAGUGCCCAGUUCGGCGAAGUACCAAAAUGGAAAUAGUGAAGAAAUAAGAAGAAUCUAACUGAUGAAACAUUCCCGCUGCCUUCAGUUUCCAUUUUCCUGUAUUACCCUUUUGUUAAUUAUCAAAAUAUCUUACACGUUCCGCUUAGACCAUUGAAGAUGCAAUAAAAUAUUUUGUAGAAUGUUCACUCCACAAGUUGAGGAUUUUCUAUGCUACUUUCCUUAGUUAAACUAUCCCAUCUACCAUCUUAACUGAGAUAGUAAAGUAAAAUUUGCUAAAGUUUUCCAAUAAAUAUAAUCAAUAGGUGUUCUAAUCUAAUACCUAUGGUCGACAGUGUCCGCCAAUCAUAGGAAAUUUCAUCUCAAGAUACAAAGAACAUGGAAGAAAAAUUUAAAUCGAGAAAAGAAAAAAAAAGAAACAUUUCUCCAGCUAAGUUGAUUCAUGGAAAACGAUAUGUUCAUUGACAUGAACCGCGGAGGAAACAAGCGGUCGGUGUGCAAACUGCAAGGACAUUGCACGCGAGGAGUUAUUCCUGUCCCGCAUAUAUGUACGGGAAGGGAUAAGAAGGGAAGGAAGGUGGGUGAUAAAAGGUGGCGGAAAGAAUGAAGGCAGGGGGUAAACGUGAGAGAGGAGGGACCACGAGGAUGAGACUGCGCGUGCUUUUCUCUCUUUCCUCCGCCACCCUCAGUGCCUGCCACCGAACGACGAACAGGGUUGUAAGCCGAUAUUGUCGGGCAGGCGCAUUGGAAACCGGCGACCAGCCGGGAAGGAAGAUAACAAUAAAAGAGCAUAUAUAAUCGCGCCUAAACGCACGUUAACCUCGCGGCCUGGCUGGUUGGCUGGCUGGCGCGUCGCCUCUCGAAAUGUAAGCACAAUGCGUGAGAGUAA
This is a messenger RNA of Bombus impatiens (common eastern bumble bee), 1868 nucleotides long. RefSeq lists its product as uncharacterized. The record is from RefSeq and is a predicted model, not a curated record. The transcript has 3 exons. The coding region runs from base 74 to 805 and encodes 243 amino acids. Lineage: Eukaryota; Metazoa; Arthropoda; Insecta; Hymenoptera; Apidae.